AGAGUCGAAGCAGGCAAGGGUCAAAACCGGGACAACUAGCAAAAGAGAGAGAAGAAACAGCAGCAGCACGGAAAAACAAGACGAAGUGGCAACAGACAAACUGGGAAUAAAUACAGAGGGACUAAUGAGGAACACUGGUGACACCUGGAAGUGGGUGGAGACAAAGACAGGUGACACAGAUCAGGGCGUGACACCUGGAAGUGGGUGGAGACAAUCACAAAGACAGGUGACACAGAUCAGGGCGUGACACCUGGAAGUGGGUGGAGACAAUCACAAAGACAGGUGACACAGAUCAGGGCGUGACACAAUCACAAAGACCGGUGACACAGAUCAGGGCGUGAUAACUGACCUGUCCGUCCACAGGUUCGUUCUCCUGUUGUCUCCACAACUGGACGCUGGCGCUCGGAUCCCACUGGAACAGGAUGUCCAUGCACCGGAUGGCCUGAGGGAGACGCUCCUGUCAGUGUCUGGAUCUUCCUCUUCUGUCAAGGUGGAUGAGUCUGGGUCUCCCUCUUCUGUCACGGUGGAUGAGUCUGGAUCCUCCUCUUCUGUCAUGGUGGAUGAGUCUGGAUCCGCCUCUUCUGUCACGGUGGAUGAGUCUGGAUCCUCCUCUUCUGUCACAGUGGAUGAGUCUGGAUCCUCCUCUUCUGUCAUGGUGGAUGAGUCUUGAUCUCCCUCUUCUGUCAUGGUGGAUGAGUCGGGAUCUCCCUCUUCUGUCAUGGUGGAUGAGUCUGGAUCCUCCUCCUCUGUCACGGUUGAUGAGUCUGGAUCCUCCUCUUCUGUCACAGUGGAUGAGUCUGGAUCCUCCUCUUCUGUCAUGGUGGAUGAGUCUGGAUCCGCCUCUUCUGUCACGGUGGAUGAGUCUGGAUCCUCCUCUUCUGUCACAGUGGAUGAGUCUGGAUCCUCCUCUUCUGUCAUGGUGGAUGAGUCUUGAUCUCCCUCUUCUGUCAUGGUGGAUGAGUUGGGAUCUCCCUCUUCUGUCAUGGUGGAUGAGUCUGGAUCCUCCUCCUCUGUCACGGUUGAUGAGUCUGGAUCCUCCUCUUCUGUCACAGUGGAUGAGUCUGGAUCCUCCUCUUCUGUCACGGUGGAUGAGUCUGGAUCUCCCUCUUCUGUCAUGGUGGAUGAGUCUGGAUCCUCCUCUUCUGUCACGGUGGAUGAGUCUGGAUCCUCCUCUUCUGUCAAGGUGGAUGAGUCUGGAUCUCCCUCUUCUGUCACAGUGGAUGAGUCUGGAUCCUCCUCUUCUGUCAAGGUGGAUGAGUCUGGAUCCUCCUCUUCUGUCAAGGUGGAUGAGUCUGGAUCCUCCUCUUCUGUCAAGGUGGAUGAGUCUGGAUCUUCCUAUUCUGUCAUGGUGGAUGAGUCUGGAUCCUCCUCUUCUGUCACAGUGGAUGAGUCUGGAUCUUCCUCUUCUAAUAUGGUGGAUGAGUCUGGUUUCUCCUCUUCUGUCAUGGUGGAUGAGUCUGGAUCCUCCUCUUCUGUCAUGGUGGAUGAGUCUGGAUCCUCCUCUUCUGUCAAGGUGGAUGAGUCUGGGUCCUCCUCUUCUGUCAUGGUGGAUGAGUCUGGGUCCUCCUCUCUCAUGCUGGAUGAGUCUGGAUCCUCCUCUUCUGUCAAGUUGGAUGAGUCUGGAUCCUCCUCUUCUGUCAAGUUGGAUGAGUCUGGAUCCUCCUCUUCUGUCAAGGUGGAUGAGUCUGGAUCCUCCUCUUCUGUCAAGGUGGAUGAGUCUGGAUCCUCCUAUUCUGUCAUGGUGGAUGAGUCUGGGUCCUCCUCUUCUCUCAUGCUGGAUGAGUCUGGAUCCUCUUCUGUCAAGGUGGAUGAGUCUGGAUCCUCCUCUUCUGUCAAUGUGGAUGAGUCUGGAUCCUCCUCUUCUGUCAAUGUGGAUGAGUCUGGAUCCUCCUCUUCUGUCAAGGUGGAUGAAUCUGGAUCCUCCUCUUCUGUCACGGUGGAUGAGUCUGGAUCUUCCUCUUCUGUCACGGUGGAUGAGUCUGGAUCUUUCUGGUUUCCCAAUCAACAGUCUGGAUCUUUCUGGUUUCCCUAUCAACAGUCUGGAUCUUUCCGGUUUCCCAAUCAACAGUCUGGAUCUUUCCGGUUUCCCAAUCAACAGUCUGGAUCUUUCCGGUUUCCCAAUCAACAGUCUGGAUCUUUCCGGUUUCCCAAUCAACAGUCUGGAUCUUUCCGGUUUCCCAAUCAACAGUCUGGAUCUUUCCGGUUUCCAAAUUAACAGUCUGGAUCUUUCCGGUUUCCCAAUCAACAGUCUGGAUCUUUCCGGUUUCCCAAUCAACAGUCUGGAUCUUUCCGGUUUCCCAUCUAAUAGAACACAGAGAGUUACCUAUCUAAUAGAACACAGAGUUACCUAUCUAAUAGAACACAGCAGGUUUAUUGAGUUACCUAUCUAAUAGAAC
Molecule: messenger RNA, 2396 nt
Organism: Oncorhynchus mykiss (rainbow trout)
Lineage: Eukaryota; Metazoa; Chordata; Actinopteri; Salmoniformes; Salmonidae
Source: RefSeq, a predicted model, not a curated record